Molecule: messenger RNA, 678 nt
Organism: Recurvomyces mirabilis
Lineage: Eukaryota; Fungi; Ascomycota; Dothideomycetes; Mycosphaerellales; Teratosphaeriaceae
Exons: 3
Coding region: 1-678 (225 amino acids)
Biological process (GO): oligosaccharide metabolic process; glycoside catabolic process
Cellular component (GO): cytoplasm
Molecular function (GO): alpha-galactosidase activity
Source: RefSeq, a predicted model, not a curated record
AUGAAUAUCAUCAACAAAGUCGUGUGGCUCACCCAUACCAGUCAACAAGGCGGCUGGAACGACCUAGACAUGCUCGAGAUUGGCAACGGCGGCAUGACCGACUCGGAAUACCAACUACACAUGACAAUGUGGGCCGCCAUGCGCUCGCCUCUCCUAAUCGGCACCAACAUCCUCACUCUCUCCCCCCAAUCCUACAGUAUCUACACCAACCCGGCCAUCCUCGCCAUCUCUCAAGACCCCAGCGGCGGAAUCGUCCAAAGAAUCUGGCGCUACUUCGUCCCUUCCACCGACCAAUACGGUCUUGGCGAGAUUCAACUCUGGGCAGGUCAACUCGCAUACGGAGAUUACUGCGUCAUCUUCCUCAACGCCGCGAACGAGGACAUGUACAUGAACGCCACGCUCGCCGACAUCUUCCUCGGAGCGGGAUAUUCCACCACUUCGAACACACAGAGCAAUUUCGACGUCUACGAUCUGGGGGCGAAUCGGAUGCCGAAUGCCACUGCUCAGACGAUAUUAAAUGGGAAUUCUACGAUUGGUGCGAUGAAUGGUACGAGCUAUCUGUAUAAUUCCACGGCGCAGAGUUAUGCCAAGGGGAUCGCGAAGAAUGAUACGCUGCUUAUGGGGAAGAUGAUUGAGGCCGCAAGGGGCACCGACGACAAUAAGGAGGAAGAGGGAUGA